Blepharisma stoltei is the source of this 900-nucleotide messenger RNA. NCBI's taxonomy places the organism in Eukaryota, Ciliophora, Heterotrichea, Heterotrichida, Blepharismidae. The record is from the annotation of a GenBank genome assembly.
AUGACAAAGAAAAAUGGUUUUCGAAGGCCUUUUCAUCUAUUUCAAAUUACCUCAUGAAUCCUCAUGAUUCUUCACACAGUGAUCAGCAUCCUCUGCGUCUCACUUUUCUUAUCAAAUGACUUAGCUAUCCUGUUUUUGGUUUUAUUUUAUACUUUUCAUAUUUCAGUUCUAAUUGAAGGCUAUAUAGCAACUAGCUCAGAUCCAACAAUAGCAAUCAACGUUGAAGAUUUAGCUUUGGAUACAAGUAUCAACUUUUUUUGCACAAUAUGCAAAAUUUACGUGACAGAAUCAGCAAAGCACUGUGGUCAUUGCAAUCGAUGUGUUGAUAGAUUUGACCAUCACUGCAAAUGACUGAACAAUUGUGUGGGAAAAUCCAAUUAUUGGAAAUUUAUUGCGCUAAUUUGAACUCUGGAAGCCGGGACUUCCGUAUUGCUAUCAUUUGAAAUUUAUGUGCUAAGGCAAGGAUUUUCAGAUGGACUGCUAGAUGAUAAAUCAACUGAAUCCUUGAUUUUUGCGGUUUUAUUUGUCGACAUUUUAAUUAAUGGCUCUGUAUUUUUGGCUAUUGGAUACCUGAUUGGUAUCCACAUCUAUUUGGGGUUCAAAGGCAAAACUACCUAUGAGUUUAUACAAGAGCUGAGAAAAAAGCCAAGCAAAAACCAUGUCAUCCCAUUAGAAGACUUGGGUAAAGAUGAAGACCAAGAAAGCUCACUAAAAACGCACUGCAGAGCAAGUCCUGAAAAAUUAGCCCAGAUAAGAGGCAGUGUACAUAUGAAAAAUUACACGUUUAUUGCAACCGCUGAUCAUGAUUUCUCAUAUGGGUCAUUCAAUGUGAACAAAACCUUUUUAGUGGGCUCGUUUUCGAUUGACUCUGAUAGCUCUCGAAAAGAUUAUAUUUUUUAG